Messenger RNA from Coffea eugenioides, 4853 nucleotides. Its product is annotated as protein STICHEL-like 3. Gene Ontology annotation, cellular component: DNA replication factor C complex; DNA polymerase III complex; nucleus. NCBI's taxonomy places the organism in Eukaryota, Viridiplantae, Streptophyta, Magnoliopsida, Gentianales, Rubiaceae. The record is from RefSeq and is a predicted model, not a curated record. Gene Ontology annotation, molecular function: DNA clamp loader activity; ATP binding; DNA binding. Bases 1052 to 4648 code for a protein of 1198 amino acids. Gene Ontology annotation, biological process: DNA repair; DNA-templated DNA replication. The transcript has 6 exons.
ACCUCUCUUCAUUCACUUUCUCCGUUACUUCAAGUCACUACUUUUCUUUAAAAUCAACACCCAGAGAGAAAACAGAAGACAAACUCUCAACUGUUCCUAUUUGCUUUGUUCAUCCAUACAUGACCAUAUUUUGUUUUUCUUGAUUGAAUGAAUCCCUGGUGAAAUUCAUGUGAAACUUUGGGAAAAAGGGAUCUGAGAAAGUGAAAGAAGUGGGAAAGAUAGAGUUUUUAUGAUGGAAGCGGGUGACUUGCCUGUACAACAAGUUAGUUGCCGCUGAAAGUCAGGUGAAUGUAGUGUUCUUUAUAGUUUAUACCCCUCCUUUUCAGUUACUUGCCCGUACAUCCACCUUUCUAUGUUUAGAACAUUGUUUUGACUAUGUUUUCACUAACCCUUUUAGUGUAGAAGCUUAAAAAGAGAGAAAGAAGGAGACUUUCUUUUUUUUUCAUAUAGUUGAUGGGAGGAUUUUAGAAUUUGCUGUUUUUGCAGUUUUGCAUGUUCUGUCUGACUGAGGUAAGAUUAAUUAGUGUUGUCUGUUGGUGAAGUGAGGUGUUUUGAGUUUCUAGCUAUUGUUCAUUUGUGGGAUGUACUAGAAAGUUGGGAUUUUAAGCUCUAGAGAUUGGAUUUUUAUGAAUUAAUAUUGGUCGGUUAGUUUUGGCUGUUGCCUUUUGUCCUCUGAGCUUUUCGCUUGUGUUUGUGCAUACAAGUGGCAAACACCGAACGGCUUGUAUGUUGGGAUUUUGGCGGAGGCAGUAUUGGAAAAAUGUGGAAAAAUUUAGGAUUGAAUGCUUAAGUUGGAGGGUUAUUUUUGAUGGCUUGGAUUUGGGGAUGACUGUAAUUGGGUUGAUGCACAACGUUGAUGGGAUUUUGUAAUGAAUUGUGGCAGAUUUUCUUGUAUUUAUGAUGCCAUAAUUGAGGAGAUUUUUUUUUGGGUAGUUUAAGAAGAUUUGAGUCGGUUUUUUUUUUUUUUUCAUAUUAAGAGAAUGCAGAUUAUUCUGAUAUCUUGGAUUGAUUUGAGAAACUUUCUAUUAUUGGAUCUAUUUGUGUACUGAUCAUGACCAAGGUUGUCCGCGACCGGGUGCUUAAGGAUGCAAAUGGUAACAUUAGUGAUCACCUACGCAAUCACAUACAUUUGACGAAUUGUAUUCAUCUGAAGAACAUGCAUAAGCAUAGCCCUAUGUUGGCUGAUAAAUCCCUGAUGAGGGACCUUGUUAUCCUUCAGAAAUCAAGGUCUCUUAGAGAUCCAUCUACAAGUCCACCAUCAUGGCAUUCUCCUGUUGAUUUACUUCUUAAAAGAGGUGAAAAAGAGUCAACAAUUGGAAAUGGGAGGAGGAGUGUGGGCAUUGAGCGGCCAAGGGCUGUUGGAGGGAUGUCUGGAAGUUCGCCAUCUGUAGCUGAUCUACCAACAGCUAAAGUGACGGCUGGUGAAGUACACAGGCAUAUGGAUGGUGUAGCUGCUGUGAGCGAGCAUAGUAGCAAGAAUGGGGCUCGUGAACGUAGAAGGGUUAAGAGGGAAGAGUCAAGUGGGAGGAAUUUUGGGACUGAUCUCAUGGUUGAGAAGGAUGAGCACGAUCUUUCAAGAGAGGGAAGUACUUUGCGACAUGAUAAUGUUUCUGGAAGCUCAGGAUUCAGGGACGAGGGUGUCAAACAUAAAGGGAGGCAUAGUCAAGUUGAUCACAUUAAAACCCUCUCUGAGCAGUUAAAUGAGCUCCCAGGUGAUAGUGAUGAUGCAGCUUUAUCUCGCGUUCAUGUGCAUGCAAGACAUUCUCUAACUGACCAGAUUGCUGAAGAUGCAGAAGCAACCAUUCGUGGCUACUCCAGUGGCCUAAAUAGAGGGAAGAGGCGUAAAUUUCGAGGUGCAAGAAAAACGCGGGCCUCGGUAGCACCCAGGCAAUUUGGAACCCAAAGCGAAAUGUCCGUGGCCUCUAAUUCGUUUGCUUCAGGUGCAGCACACCAAAAAUAUCAACUAGGGGAGGCAGAUGAAGGAUAUGGGCAUCAACAUGUCACAAGGGCUCCUAGGAAUGGGUGUGGAAUUCCUUGGAAUUGGUCACGGAUUCACCACGGGGGUAAAUCUUUCCUUGACAUGGCUGGUAGAAGUUUGUCUUGUGGUUUGUCUGACUCAAGACUAAAGAAAGGUGGUCCUGUUCCUCAAGGAAGUGAGGUUCCUGAUAUUUCUAUGAUGUCUGACCACUCAUGUUCAUCUACAAGAUCUGAUGCAGAAGCGCUGCCACUACUACUUGAUGCUUCUGGAUCCCAGGGAAGUACGGAAAAUGCUGCUUGGUUUCACGAUUACUCAGGGGAGUUGGGUAUUUUUGCUGACAAUCUACUAAGGCGUGAACUUGACUCAGACCUUGCCUCAGAAGCUAGAUAUGGGGAGCAAUACAAACAUAGAGGGCCUCGUAAUGGGCGACAUCAGAAUCUGACCCAAAAGUACAUGCCAAAAUCCUUCAGAGAUCUGGUCGGGCAAAAUCUGGUGGCUCAAGCCCUUAGCAAUGCUGUUACAAAAAGAAAGGUUGGUUUGCUUUAUGUGUUUUAUGGCCCUCAUGGCACAGGGAAGACUUCCACAGCACGCAUAUUUGCAAGAGCAUUAAAUUGCCAGGCUCUAGAGCAUCCCAAACCUUGUGGAUUUUGUAAUCCUUGCAUUGCCCAUGACAUUGGGAAGAGUCGAAAUAUAAGAGAAAUAGGCCCUAUCAGUAAUUUUGACUUCGAAAGCAUCAUAGAUCUUCUUGACAACAUGAUUGUUUCCCAGAUGCCAUCCCAGUACAGAGUGUUCAUAUUUGAUGAUUGUGAUAGUCUCUCUCCUGAUUGUUGGAGUGCUAUAGUUAAGGUAAUUGAUCGAGCUCCUAGGCGCGUGGUCUUUGUCCUUGUUUGUUCGAGUCUCGAUGUUUUGCCUCAUAUAAUCAUAUCGAGGUGCCAGAAGUUCUUCUUCCCAAAGUUGAAGGAUGCUGAUGUCAUAUACACCUUGCAGUGGAUUGCAUCCAAAGAAGGUUUAGAGAUUGAUAAGGAUGCUCUAAAACUUAUUGCAUCAAAAUCAGAUGGAUCUUUAAGGGAUGCUGAGAUGACUCUUGAACAGUUGAGUUUGCUUGGGGAGAGAAUCUCUGUCCCUCUGGUGCAGGAAAUGGUUGGGCUCAUUUCAGAUGAGAAGUUGGUGGAUCUGCUUGAUUUAGCUUUAUCCGCAGACACAGUAAAUACAGUAAAGAAUCUGAGAGAGAUAAUGGAAUCUGGUGUGGAACCACUUGCUUUGAUGUCACAACUUGCCACUGUGAUCACCGAUAUUCUUGCUGGUGGCUAUAACUUCACCAAAGACGGGGCUAGAAGGAAAUUCUUCCAGACACAAGCAUUAUCAAAGGAAGAUAUGGAAAAGCUGCGUCAAGCUCUGAAAACAUUAUCUGAAGCUGAAAAGCAGCUUAGGAUGUCCAAUGACAGACUAACUUGGCUAACAGCUGCACUAUUGCAACUUGCUCCUGAUCCACAAUAUAUAUUACCCAGUUCUUCUGGUGAUACUAGCUUUAAUCACAGUCCUCUCGAUUUAAAUAAUGUUGCCGUCCGAGAUAGACCAAGGAAAAGUAGUGGUGAACGUGCUGAGGUGCCUAAAGAGAGAGGAUUGUCAACACGAGUUAGAAAAGGGAAUGUUCAAACUGGAAAUGCCGGUGGUUUUAAUUAUAGCAGUAGGUUGAAAGGUACUAGUUUAGAUACAGGAACAAGUAACACAACAGUUCCACAACAGGCUUACAUCUUUUCCAGUAAAAGAGAUAAAGUAAGCAGCGGGCAGUUACAAGGUAAAUUUCGUAGUGAAAUUGAAGAAAUUUGGCUGGACGUGCUUCGCAAGAUUCAAGGAGAUAGCCUAAGAGAGUUCUUGUUCCAAGAAGGAAAGCUGAUCUCUGUCAGUUUUGGUGCAGCUCCAACUGUGCAGUUGAUAUUUAGUUCGCAUCUUAUGAAAUCCAAGGCAGAGAAAUUUGGUGCACACAUUUUACAAGCUUUCGAGUGUGUUCUUGGGGCCCCUGUGACAAUAGAAAUCAGAUGUGAUUCGAGUACAGAUGUCAAGGCAGGGCCAAUUGUCUUACCAGCAUCUCAGGACGGUUUGUCCCAUGUAGAGAAAAACCGCAUUUCGCUUAGCAGCAAUAAGGUGCCAGGUAUCAGCCGAAGUAACCAUAGAGAUAGAGAUAGUUCAACUCAAGUUCAGUUCAGUUCUGCUGGAUUAUGUAGAAGUGAGAUUGUUGAACUGGAUACUUCUCCAAGAGAAGCAAAGGGCAAUGAGCAUCUAAAAAAUGAUGCACAGGGUGAUAGGGAAAAUGUUGCAAGUGCUUCAGUUGGAGGAGGAACUGUUCCAGAAGGAAGAAAGCUGGGGGACAGAAAUCAGAGUCUGAGUCUUGUAAGAGGCAAGGUUUCCCUUGCGCAUGUAAUUCAACAACAUGCAGAAGGAUGUUCACAGCAUAGUGGGUGGUCAAAACGCAAGGCUGUGUCUAUUGCUGAAAAGCUUGAACAAGAGAACCUGAGACUGGAACCUAGAUCAAGGAGCUUACUUUGCUGGAAAGCUUCUAGAGUAACUCGAAGAAAGCUUUCACGUUUAAAAGUCAGAGGAAGGAAGCCUCAAACUUUGCUUAAAUUUGUCUCCUGUGGAAGGUGCCUUUCUGGUAGAUCUCCAAGGUAGAAUACUGGAUGUAGUAGCUGAAGACUUAAAGUGGAGAUAUUAGGCAUAGUAGCAACUUCAAUUUAUUUUUAGUACCUUACAGUUUAGAUGGCAAUUUAGCAUAUCUUUUAUUUUGUUUACCAUUUGAAAUAAGUUCGAUACAAAUAAAAGACAAGACAAAUCACAUAUUAGGCCAUGCAGUAAUAUUUAGUAUUCAUUCCUCUCA